Messenger RNA from Adineta ricciae, 1833 nucleotides. The record is from the annotation of a GenBank genome assembly. NCBI's taxonomy places the organism in Eukaryota, Metazoa, Rotifera, Eurotatoria, Adinetida, Adinetidae.
AUGCAUCGGCGUGUUGGCGCAAUCCAUCGUAAUCCAGGUGAAAUCCACCGUAAUCUAGAUCAAAUCCACUGUAAUCUUGGCGUAAUCCACCGUAAUCCACGUGAAAUCUACUGUAAUCUCGAGGAUAAAUGCCACAAGAAUAUUAAAUCCUUUUUUCACCGAAAAGAAACGAGAAUACAAAAUAUGCAUUUUUAUUUUUUUAAUUCAUUUAUGAAUAUCUUCAUUUUUGUAUUUAUUAUUCAAAUUGGAUUUGUUUUCAAUUUGAACAAUGAAACUGUAGCAUCUGUACGAAUCAAACGUUAUGGUCAUAUGACAACAGAAUAUAUGAGUAGAUUAUUUUCAUUCAGUCCAACAUUUGUUCGACCUAAUGGUGAUACAAAUAAAUUAUAUUAUUAUAAUAUGAUAUCAGUAAAAGUCUUAAUGACAGGUGUAUACUCGUUUACAAGCAAAAAUUUAUCUAAUCCUUCGAAGAGUAUGAUUGCAUAUGAUGAUGACAGUGGCGAUCAUGAACAGUUUCAAAUUAAUCUUAAUAUGCAAUCCUAUAAGAAAUAUAUUUUACUGUUCACUACCUAUCAUCCAAACGUUACAGGGGAGUUCACAAUCGUAGCUGAAGGUCCAACAUCGGUUGCACUCACUCCAAAUUAUAAUUUCAUUUGGGAAUCAACAAUACCAACAAUUGCAUCUACGUACUCCGGCACUUUAUCACCUAACAGUCCUUCAUUCUCUCGAUCGUCAAAUAAUCUAAAUAAUUAUUAUUAUCAAGCGAUUCGUAUCCGAGCAUCAAAAGAUGGUAAUUAUACUUUUUUCAGCAGUAGUUCAAUGGAUACUUAUGGCUAUUUUUACUCUGAUUCAUUUGAUCCAUUUUAUUCUUCGAAGAACUUAAUUACAUCAGAUGACGAGAGUGAUGGUUAUGGACAAUUUCGAAUUUCUGUUACUUUGAAAUCCGAGCGGAAAUAUAUUUUGGUUGUCACUACAUUUCGCCAAAAUAUUACGGGAAAUUUUUUGAUUAAAGUUCUUGGUCCCGCUUUAGUUAAUUUAAGUUCAACUGGUCCAAUAAUAAGUCGUCACAAUGAUGUUUUAUCAUGUAAUAGUUCAACAUUUUCUCGUUCUAACUGGAAUAAUGAUACUGAUUGUUAUUAUUAUCAAGCAAUUCGUAUCCGAGCAUCAAAAGAUGGCAAUUAUACUUUUUUCAGCAUUAGUUCAAUGAAUACGUAUGUUUAUCUUUACAAGAAUUCUUUUGAUUCAUCUCAUCCUUCUCAAAAUUUGAUCAUAUCUAACGAUGAUGGUGAUACUAAUCAACAAUUUCAACUUCAAACUACUUUACAAUCUCAAUAUACAUAUAUAUUAGUCGUAACUACAACGAAUGAAGAUAAUCGUGGAAAUUUUCAAAUUGCAGCAAGUGGUUUAUCAUGGAUUUUUUUCUGUUCAAUUGCACCAACAAAAGAUCGUCAAUUAUGUGGUAAUUGUAUAACCACAUAUCCACCUGAUGAUGAUAAUAAUAAUAAUGAUAAAUCAUCAACAAAAAUAAUCAUUACAAUAGUUGUUCCAAUUAGUAGUGUAUGUGUUCUGAUUGUUAUUUGUUGUUGUAUAUGUCGAUGUAGACGAAAGAAGAUGAUUAAUCAACAAUUAACAUUAAUGGGAACUAAUCAAACUAUUCGAACACGAAGAUCUUCUCUAAGAGAUAUUCAAAUAACUGAAACAACAACAAAUGAAAUUGAUAUACCUUUUACAAUUCCAUUAGCAAGAGUAUUUGAACCUUUAGAAGAAGAACCACCACCACCAUACACAUCAGUUAUACCACAUAGUAGAGUAUAUGACAUCAUACACAAAUGA